Molecule: messenger RNA, 1511 nt
Organism: Salarias fasciatus (jewelled blenny)
Lineage: Eukaryota; Metazoa; Chordata; Actinopteri; Blenniiformes; Blenniidae
Gene: ufd1l
Product: ubiquitin recognition factor in ER associated degradation 1
Exons: 12
Coding region: 130-1062 (310 amino acids)
Biological process (GO): ubiquitin-dependent protein catabolic process; ERAD pathway
Cellular component (GO): VCP-NPL4-UFD1 AAA ATPase complex
Molecular function (GO): polyubiquitin modification-dependent protein binding
Source: RefSeq, a predicted model, not a curated record
UUUGGACUUCCGGUUCACAGCCGGAAAAAGCUGAAAACAACAGUCGAAAGAUACCUGCGUACAUCUGCAGUUUACAGAAAUUUAAUCCUAUUUCCAGUCGUUUAAUCCGCACAGACCCAAACUGUCAACAUGUUUUCUUUCCAGGUGUUUGAUCACACAAUACCCCGGGGCUUUCAGAACCGCUUCUCCACUCAGUACCGAUGUUACUCGGUGUCGAUGCUGGCUGGCCCCAACGACCGUUCCGACGUGGAGAAAGGAGGCAAAAUAAUAAUGCCGCCUUCAGCCCUUGACCAGCUCAGCAGGCUUAACAUAACUUAUCCAAUGCUGUUCAAAUUGACGAACAAGAACUCGGACAGAAUGACACACUGCGGUGUCCUGGAGUUUGUGGCAGAUGAGGGAAUCUGCUACCUGCCACACUGGAUGAUGCAGAAUCUGCUGCUGGAGGAAGGUGGUCUGGUCCAAGUGGAAAGCGUCAACCUUAUGGUGGCCACUUACUCCAAGUUUCAGCCUCAGAGUCCAGACUUCCUGGACAUCACGAACCCCAAAGCUGUAUUGGAAAAUGCUCUGAGAAACUUUGCGUGCUUGACCACUGGUGAUGUCAUCGCGAUCAACUACAAUGAAAAGAUUUAUGAGCUGAGAGUGAUGGAGACCAAGCCAGAUAAAGCAGUGUCCAUCAUCGAGUGUGACAUGAAUGUGGAUUUUGAUGCUCCGUUGGGUUAUAAGGAGCCUGAACGACGACCUCAGUAUCAUGAGGAACCAGCAGAGGAAGAAGCCGAUCCCAGCAGCUACGCUGACAUGGACACAGGAUUCAGAGCAUUUACCGGCUCUGGAAAUCGUUUGGACGGCAAAACAAAAGGAAUUGAACCGAGCCCGGCCCCUCUCACUGCAAGUGACAUCAAAAGAGGAAUUCCCAACUACGACUUUAAAGUUGGCAAGAUUACCUUCAUCCGAAACUCCAGGCCUCAGCCCAGGAAAAUUUUGGACGAUGACGAUGCCAUGAACCGAUUUAUUGCCUUCUCAGGACAAGGACAAUCACUACGCAAGAAGGGCCAUAAGCCUUGAACAACAAAGGAUGGAAAGUCGUGCUCUGGUGUACUUAUCUACCAAAUCUUUUGUUAUCCUCAGCAGCAAAUUAAAGAGAAGUGUUCUUCAACUGCGUUGAAAUUUUUGGCUCUUGGUCCCUUUGAAACUGGACUUUUGCUGUUGACUUUGUUUAUAGUUUGUAAUAAAACCUCCGACUGUAGUAUUUUUCUUAAAUGAAUUGGAGGGUGGCUAUUUCACAUUUAAAAUUAUUGUGCUGAUAAAAUCAGAUUUAAAUUACUUCUGACCUUUCCACAGUUGUCCCUCUCAUGCUAUUCAGCUAAAAAAUGCUGUCAUCCUGAAUGCCGUUGUUAUGACGAAAUGGAGCUACAUUUGCUUUAUUAUGUUUUAAGUUUUUUCUGAGUUACAUUGAUAAUUUGAGUUUUUGCUUUUACUUUGCUUAUUUAAAGACAAAUAAAGGACUGUCUUGA